This is a messenger RNA of Ustilago hordei, 450 nucleotides long. RefSeq lists its product as uncharacterized. Lineage: Eukaryota; Fungi; Basidiomycota; Ustilaginomycetes; Ustilaginales; Ustilaginaceae. Gene Ontology annotation, biological process: transcription by RNA polymerase II. The record is from RefSeq and is a predicted model, not a curated record. Gene Ontology annotation, cellular component: RNA polymerase II, core complex. The coding region runs from base 1 to 450 and encodes 149 amino acids. The transcript has a single exon. Gene Ontology annotation, molecular function: protein dimerization activity; DNA binding.
AUGACAAACGCACCCAACCGAUUCGACCUCUUUAUUCUCGGUCCAGACGAGAAGCGUGUCGAGAUCGUCGAAGACACCAAGAUCCCCAACGCUGCCACCUUUUGGUUCAACAAAGAAGAUCACACCCUCGGCAACAUGUUGCGUCACGCAGUUCUUGCAAAUCCUGCAGUGCUGUUUUGCGGAUACAAAGUACCACAUCCUUUGGAACCAAAAGUGUUUGUCAAGAUCCAGACUGACGGAUCAAUAACACCGACAGACGCACUGAAGCAGGGUUGUCAGAAGUUAAUCGCUCAGAUCAGCUCACUGAAGGGUGCGUGGAGAACAGAGGUGCAGAUGAGUGGUGCAGGGACAGUCGAUGUUGGCGGGUUUGGAAGACAAGAUCCGUUCAAUUCGACUCGUCAAGGUUACGGUACCGGUGCGGAUGGGGCUAGUGGAUACGUUGACAUCUAA